CAACACUUGGCAUAUUCUUCUGUUUCUCUGAUCUUCCCGCGCUUCUCUCUUCGCCCUUCCACGUCAACGACGGCCCUCAAUUCCUCAGUCCAAUACCUCCAUUAUUGUCCAUCAGUAUCUUGUCUACGCCCUUCCUUUGAUUUUCACCACUGACCAGAUUUGCGCGCCAAGAUGCAGACCGCCGUAUCUGAUAAGCAAUUGCACAUCGGCGUCUCCAGCCCGCUCGACACCCCCUCGUUCCGACCCAACACCCCACCCUUGGAGCAUCCCGCUCAAUCGUCAGCGAAGAUCACCGAGCCUGGCAUUGAUGGUCUUCCUGAACUGGAUUUGAGGAACCCCAUCUCGUCUUUGCUUAAGCUCGGUACCAAGAGGGCCCACGUCAAGGCUGAGCACUCUGCUGGUGCUGCAGCUCUGGUUCAAGGCGACUUGGGUUUGGAGGAGUACAUCAGAUGGCUUGCCGCUCUUUGGAGGAUCUACGACGUGCUUGAACUCGGCCUCCAAGAGAACUCCUCAAAUCCCGUCCUCGCCCCCACCUAUGACCCAGCCCUCCUCGCCCGUGCUGCCCCUCUCGCUGCCGAUAUCAAUUACCUCCUCACCCUCUUGCCCAAGGACAAGACUGCCGUGGAGACCAAUGUCUCUCUCAAUGAGCCUGCCACUCCGCUUCCUCCGUUCCCUCUUCCCUCCUUCAUUGCGCCCAUAUUCAACGACCCUCCCAGGCCUUUGACAAACUACCUCAGCCACGUCCGAACACUGUCCGCUUCUCCCGUCACCGCUCCAGGCCUUCUUGCCCACGCUUACGUGCGAUACCUCGGUGACCUUUCCGGAGGACAAUUCAUCGGUGCGCGAGUGAAGAAAUCUUUCGAUCUUCCGGGCGAUGAUGGGACCAAGUUCUACCAGUUUGAUUUCCAGAAGGGAGGCAAUGCGCAAGGCGAUGAAAGCAGAGCCGAGACAAAGAAGCGACUGGCUGAAGUAAAGGAUUGGUACAGACGAGGUAUGGAUGAGGGUGUGGGCGAGGACCAGAGGCUUAAGGCCGACCUCAUCGAAGAGGCCAAUCUUGCUUUCUCCCUCAAUACAGAUCUUUUCUCCAUCAUUCAAGUACCUGCCAAGGACAGCAAGAAGGCUGAAUCUGGCGCUGUUGCUACCGAAAACAGACCGCAAACCCGCGCAGAACUCCUCACGCAAUCGGCCUGGUUCCUUGCAGCAGCCCUCUUUGGCGUGUUCUUGAACAUCUACGUCGGACCCCUCCUCUCAAAGUUGUUCGCUUAAAUUAAGCUUUAGUAACGGGAGAGUUGGAGAGAAAUGAAGAAUUAACAGCAUCAAUUCACUAAAAGGUUCCAUUUUCUUGUACUGCCCAUGCACUAUUUUUUGGUUUAGACUUCUUACAUCC
Molecule: messenger RNA, 1387 nt
Organism: Cryptococcus deneoformans JEC21
Lineage: Eukaryota; Fungi; Basidiomycota; Tremellomycetes; Tremellales; Cryptococcaceae
Product: heme oxygenase 2, putative
Exons: 4
Coding region: 172-1266 (364 amino acids)
Biological process (GO): heme oxidation
Molecular function (GO): heme oxygenase (decyclizing) activity
Source: RefSeq, a predicted model, not a curated record